CCGCCAGGCGGCGCCCCGGCCCCACCACCGACUUCCCCUCCAUGCCCCGGCUCCGGCCAUGAGGCUGCAGCGGGCGGCGGCCCGGUUGCUGUCACUCUACCAACGGGCCGGGGCCGGCCUCCCGCCGAGGCGAGCGGCUGUGCGGGCAGCGGGGCAGGUGGAAAGUAAAACAAAAGGGAAACCUCAGAAGCAGAUCUGUCAAGUUGUCCUGGAUCAUUUUGAGGAGCAGUACACAGCAGAACUGGGAGAUGCCUGGGCCAGCAUCAGAGAUGUGCUCACGUACCCAUUGUGCUGGCAGUACGCGGUUCUGCUCAACAAGUUCUGCCAUUCCCUGGAACUGGAGAGCACCUUGGCUGUGAAGGGAUAUCAUCCUGCCUUUCAUGGAAGUUUGCCCUAUCUUCCAUCCUCAUUGAAGUGUUACAUUAGGAGAACUCCUGGGAGAUACCCUGCACAGAAACAUCAGGCUGGGAAACUCAAGGAGUAUUAUCUGCUGAAUGCUGCUUCGCUGUUGCCAGUGUUGGCAUUAGAAGUGAAAGAUGGAGAAGAUGUUUUGGAUCUCUGUGCUGCACCAGGGGGUAAAUCAGUAUCUAUACUGCAGUGUGCCUGUCCAGGUCAGUUUCACUGUAAUGAAUAUGAUGAUUUGAGGUCCAGAUGGUUGAAAGAGACAAUAGAAUCCUUCAUCCCAGAGCCUUUGGCUAACUUGAUAAUGGUCUCUAAACUGGAUGGUAGACAGAUUGGAGAUCUUAAGCCUGAAUUAUAUGAUAAGGUACUAGUUGAUGCUCCUUGUUCGAAUGACAGAAGUUGGCUAUUUUCUUCUGAUAUUCAGCAAGCGACACUUAGGCUAAUACAAAGGAAAGAGUUAUCAUCUCUGCAGUUCCAGCUGCUAAGGUCUGCUAUUAAAGCACUGCGUCCUGGUGGAUCGUUGGUCUACUCUACGUGCACCCUCUCAAAGGCAGAAAACAGUGAUGUAAUAAAUCUCAUUCUGAACUCCUGCAGUAAUGUUAUGCCUGUAGAUAUAAGUGAAAUGGCCAAAGCUGUUUCUCACGAAUUCAGUUUUCUCAGUGGUACUCAACAGCAUGAACUUCUGGUUCUCCCAGAGAAGGGGAGAGCAUGGGGUCCAAUGUACAUAGCUAAAUUAAAGAAAGUGUAGUCCAUCUGAUGCCUGUUAGUUUUUUAUAAGGGGUAUGUGAUAAAUGAACGUUGAUUUCUAAUACAUUAUGUGUAUAUGAACAUGUCCAAGGCAACUGAAUUUAGAGCAUUGCUGUUUUGUAUCAGCUGAUGCCUAAUAAAAGGAUAGCUAGACACUUAGUUUAGCUGAAAACGCUGAA
Messenger RNA from Pezoporus occidentalis (night parrot), 1328 nucleotides. It is a transcript of the gene NSUN3, whose product is annotated as NOP2/Sun RNA methyltransferase 3. Gene Ontology annotation, biological process: rRNA methylation. Lineage: Eukaryota; Metazoa; Chordata; Aves; Psittaciformes; Psittacidae. Gene Ontology annotation, molecular function: RNA methyltransferase activity. The transcript has 6 exons. Gene Ontology annotation, cellular component: mitochondrial large ribosomal subunit. The coding region runs from base 59 to 1150 and encodes 363 amino acids. The record is from RefSeq and is a predicted model, not a curated record.